GGAAGAUGUUGACUCCGAGGGCCCUUGCGAUCGCCAUGAUCAAAGCAGCGCCCCCGGAAACGUUCCAGAUGAUGCGCUGCCAUCCGUUCUGGUCUGGGAACGGUUGGGAAGGCUCGGAUAAGUCUCUUGCGGCGUCAAAAAUUCCCGACACAAGCAAGGAUGGAUGGGAAAACAGCCCGGAGAUCGCAAGUUUGACGCCCUAUGUCAGUAUGUACUGGACCGAGUACAGCCAGCCGGCCGGAAGCUAUCUUCUGUUGAAGGUAAGCCUAGGCGAUUGUAGUAUGCGAUCACUUGUUACCUAUACCUGUGGCCUUGAGCAGUGAAGCUGAUCUUGUGUUGCCCUCGUUUUGUCAUCGUCUUUCCACGUAGUUCAGGCACUUGUGCUUGCACACGUAUUUUUACAACUCACGCUCAGGUUCCGCAGAUGUGCAAAGCGAGUUCCAGUCGAGACGUGGCGUGGCUGUGCCGCGUUGAGCCAACUUCCUACGAGAUUUUCCGUCGCUUCGCCAACCGGCCGCCCGGGCUGAGCAACAUGACUCAGACUCCCCAGCACCCCAUGUUCCAGCUGUACCCACAGAAGAACGCCGGCCCUCGGCAACCCUCACCCGAGCAGCAGGAGCAGCUGAAGAAGCUCCCCCCAGUGUUGCUUGAGCAGUACCGCCUGGUGACCGUCGUGGCCCGCGUCGAUUCGGAGUUUGCUAAAGGGCUCAACAGGAGGCAUCGUCGAACGACAGUUCGCAUGAACGAUGAGCAGGUGCGUAAAUUGUUGAAGCACUGCGGGGUGUUGAGUCAUGGGGACGGCUUUGAGAAAAACGCGCUUUUGCAAUCGCACUCGCAGUCGGCCACAUCUUCUUCCGGUAAUAAAACGAAAAUGGAUCAAGCGGACCAUCACGAAGACAAGCGGACCACCAUGGUGUCGUCGCAGGACAAUGACAGAGAGAACAGUCUUCAUCUCGGAAACAGGGAUGUUGGAGGUGGUGCCGGUAUUUCGUCUUCGCAGCUGCAAUUACUUGCAGGCGGGGGAGAGCGGGAAACACGAAAAGUCACAGGCGUAGAGGGAAAGACACCUCUUGGCGUCGACGAUCAGAGGAUGUUUCAACUUCUCGACGACUUUUUCGAGAAAAAGAAGGGCGUGAAGACGAAAGCACUGACGCAGACUCGUAUCGGGUCACAGAAGAAUUGGGUAAAAAGCUUGAGUCUGGGCGUCGCCAAGCAUUACCACAGAGGCUGCGUCCCAACGAAGCACAUGAAGAAAUUGUCCAACGACGAAGAUAAACGCAGGGUCUGCGAAGAGAUAGCGCAGAGCCUGAAUAGUGACCAGAGUCGAAUUCGCCAUUUGCGUGCAACGAAAAAGACGGCUGAAUCCGAGGCAAGUAAAACAACAAGUAGUAGGCCCACCUCCACCACUGCCCGGCAGCGCCAAGCUGCGACGUCAAAUUCAGGUUUCACCGUCGGCGAAAAUGUAACGCCGUUCUACUACAGCUCUGUGAACAUCCACCAGAAAGCAACAACGAAGCCCCAUUUCGACAAGGGAAAUUUUGGCGACUCUGUGGUGCACACCGUAGGGCGAUUUCGCGGAGGCGGGCUCUUCGUUCACGAUCCAAGCGUGAAACUUUCCGACCUCGACCCGAGCCUACCCCAUAUUCACGAUCCGGUCGAUGGCCGGGCGGUCCGUCUGGAAGUUUCAGCAGAAUUAGCGGAAAACAAGAAGGAGCGGAACGGGUUGCGUGGCGCCAAGCUCCACGAACAGAUGGAAGACGAGGCUCAAGAAGAACAUCUUGACUCUACGAGCGGGUCGUCGUCGUCCUCAUCGAGCAAAAGAAAAAAGAUAAAGAAGUACUACAUUUUCGGACGGGAGUACCGCGCGAAGUUCUUACGGUUGAAUGCGAGCCAGAUCCUGCACGCUACGAUGCCGUUUGAGGGCGAGCGGUAUUGUCUCGUGUACUUUCUCCACACCAGCCUGCCGGACCUUCGCACGCGGCAAGGGAGGGGACCCGACGACUUUGUGGCGUUGCUGGACUACUUGAUUGGUUUGGGCUUUCCGGUGCCAAGAUCCGCGGAAAGCGAGUUUUGGCCGGCGGUGGAUCUUGCGCCGUCGAUGAAUAGCAACCCUGCGAAUAAAGGGGCCAGCGGCUCUGCCGGCUCGGAACAGGAAGUGAUCGAUCUAACCCGGGAGCCGAGCGAGGUGAUCGAGCUGAGCAGCUCGUCAGAAGACGAGGACGAGGCGGAGUGAAGGCCUUUUGUCGACGACAGUGCCGGCCGUUUUUCUUCGGGCUUUAGCUUGAAGGUUUCCACCUACACAAGCUGCCAGAGGCAUCGCAGCCAUAAGGUGCAAUACAUUUUUGCGACACUGAAUCCUCCUCACACAUGCUAGUGUGUCUAUCGAUUCGGAUUCUAUUUGUUGAUCAUCUCCGUCGCCUUCAUCUAGAUUCAUAUUCCUAUUUCAACAAUCAAGACCAGCCUUGAGCAUAGCUAGCUUUAACUUUCUUACAAUGACGAACCGCAAGAGUUUUUCUUUUUCAAAUCGCGAACGCAGCGUGUUAAACAGAACGUGACAUUAUGAGGAGGUGGCGCUGUAUUGACAU
Molecule: messenger RNA, 2585 nt
Organism: Amoebophrya sp. A120
Lineage: Eukaryota; Dinophyceae; Syndiniales; Amoebophryaceae
Source: the annotation of a GenBank genome assembly